AUGAGAGAAACGUUUGAAAGCUUCCAGUUCGGUGAACUCAGGGUAGUGCAGAUAAGCUUCCGGGGAGGCGUAGUGCAGGUGGCAUUCCACGUUGCGGCCGCCAGCAUGUCCCUCAGCUCCGACGAAGAGGACGAGAUCCUCGGCGACAACCAGAGCGCCAGCUCGUCCGGCGAAGACUCUCCCCCGCGGCAACUAUCGCAGAAUCUGUUUGCGCCGCCUUUCUACGGUCGCCCUCCUACGCCUCUCCCCCCUUCGCCAUCGCUCACAUCCCUCCUACGACCGUCGCGACCUACGACUCCAGAUGCAUCCGAUGACGACGCAAUGGCGCCUGUGCCGCGCGCGGCGCCGAAAGUACCGACGUACGAAUACUACGGCUUUGUGCUGUACCUCUUCAGUAGCUUGACGUUCCUCAUCUACCUACUCUGGGGCUACCUCCCAUCGCCAUUCCUGCACGCCUUGGGCAUAUACUACUAUCCGAAUCGAUGGUGGGCGCUGGCGAUCCCAGCCUUUAUCGUCAUGACGGUCGUAUACAUCUACGUCGCAUUGGCAGCCUAUAACACCGAGAUGCUGACAGAGCCGCUCUCGAGCGUCGAGACCAUUGUCGACGGCGCGGGCAAGCUGGCAGAGAUUGACGCCAAGGGGAGACUGCGCGGGGGGAGGAAUCGUGAGCGCAAGGUCGAGGGGAACGGGAAGCUGCGGUGGCGCGAGAUCUGGAGCGAGGGGACGGACGCCGUCAUGGAUAUCCCAUUGGCUGGUGUCUGCGAGGUGCUGUAUGGGGAGGGGAGGGAGGAGGAUGAGGAAUAUGCAUACGAGGACCAGUCAUGA
Fusarium keratoplasticum is the source of this 825-nucleotide messenger RNA. RefSeq names its product PIG-P domain-containing protein. NCBI's taxonomy places the organism in Eukaryota, Fungi, Ascomycota, Sordariomycetes, Hypocreales, Nectriaceae. The record is from RefSeq and is a predicted model, not a curated record. The transcript is spliced from 2 exons. Bases 1 to 825 code for a protein of 274 amino acids.